AAAAAAAAAACAGGAGAAUCAGUGCCAGUUCAAUUAAGCAGCCAAGGAUACGUAUACAGGCUCAUAGCUUACGCCCACAUCCUGUUCGAUAAAAUAUCACAACAUUAACUCUGUUUUCGCAUCUCAAUUUCACUUAUAUCUUUCAAAGCAAAAUGAUGAUAUACGAUGUUUUCCUGGAAAUUCUCAAGAUUCAAAAGUUUCGACGGGUGAUAUCUUAUACUGGAUUCUUUUGCUUUUCUGCUGCCCUGAACUACUUUUACACUAAUAACACGAAAAGAGCUGGUUAUUCUAAUGCUGAUCAAUGGUAUGCAGCAUACCCAGCUGGGACUGAGCUUUUAACAGACGCAACUAAGUUAUAUAAAGCCGCACUUGGUAACUGUUUCGAAAUUGAGGAAUGGGGUCCGAUUGAGUAUUGCAUCAUGGCUAAACACUUUGAGCGACAAGGGAAAUCACCUUACGCUUACCAUUCGGUAAGUUAUUGAAGAAAUACAUGGCACACCUUCUUUCUCAAGGACAGCUUGAUGGAAGUGGCUAGAAUGGAAUUACCAGUCUAUCGCAUAAUGAACGAGUAACAAUUUGUUUGACAUUACACAUAUGAAAUUAAAACCAUGGAUGCAGUCGGGUUUAUCUUUUACCAUCAUAGAUAACCUGAAGCUCUAGUAUUUGUGAUGCUAGGACUGCUGUGCUGCACUUUUCUUUUUAAUUCGAUCUUCUUCUUGUUUCGCUCUUAUUGUACAUUGGAAUCCUGGAUGUUAUGAAAUUGGUUGGAAUUAGAUUGAAGAGAUUCACAUGCCA
Messenger RNA from Mangifera indica (mango), 795 nucleotides. RefSeq lists its product as uncharacterized. The coding region runs from base 153 to 482 and encodes 109 amino acids. The transcript has 4 exons. Lineage: Eukaryota; Viridiplantae; Streptophyta; Magnoliopsida; Sapindales; Anacardiaceae. The record is from RefSeq and is a predicted model, not a curated record.